Molecule: messenger RNA, 2047 nt
Organism: Cajanus cajan (pigeon pea)
Lineage: Eukaryota; Viridiplantae; Streptophyta; Magnoliopsida; Fabales; Fabaceae
Product: protein DETOXIFICATION 27
Biological process (GO): xenobiotic detoxification by transmembrane export across the plasma membrane
Cellular component (GO): membrane
Molecular function (GO): antiporter activity; xenobiotic transmembrane transporter activity
Source: RefSeq, a predicted model, not a curated record
CACUCCGUAGUUCACAGAAAUGAGUCGACGAAGGCAACUCUGUUAUAAGGUCACUUGCCUCUCUUACUUCACUUUCAGAAUCUCUAGCCUUAGCAGCACCACACAUAGCCAGCCACUGAGACAUGCCAAGCAAGGAGGUUUCACCGUUAGGAGAAGCAAAGCUUCCAUUACUGGAAUCUCACCUUUUAACAGAUGAAAUAGAUCAACAUGACCAAACUUUGAGACAAAGGGUAUGGAUCGAGUCAAAGAAGCUUUGGCACAUAGUUGGCCCCUCCAUUUUCAGCCGUAUUGCAUCCUAUUCCAUGUUGGUCAUCACCCAAGCCUUCGCCGGUCACCUUGGUGACCUCGAACUCGCCGCCAUCUCCAUUGCCAAUAACGUCGUCGUCGGCUUCGACUUUGGCCUCUUGUUGGGUAUGGCAAGUGCGUUAGAAACGCUAUGUGGGCAAGCGUAUGGAGCGAAGAAGUACUACAUGCUAGGCGUGUACAUGCAGCGUUCGUGGAUCGUUCUUUUCAUUUGCUGUAUCUUGCUUCUGCCUUUGUAUCUGUUUGCUUCGCCGGUGUUGAAGCUGUUGGGCCAGACUGAUGAGCUGGCAGAGCUAUCCGGUGCGGUGACGAUUUGGAUGCUUCCGGUGCACUUCGCCUUCGCGUUUCAGUUCCCUCUGCAGAGGUUCCUGCAGUGCCAGAUGAAGACUGCACCUAUUGCGUGGGUCUCUCUGGUGGCGCUCUUGGUGCAUGUCUUUGUUUGUUGGUUGUUCGUGUUUAAGCUUCAGUUUGGAGUGGUUGGUGCCGCUGCUACUAUUAACUUCUCUUGGUGGGUCCUCACGUUGGGCCUUCUGGGCUACGUUGUGUGGGGUAGUGGUUGUCCUCACACUUGGACUGGCUUCUCCCUUGAAGCUUUCUCUGGUCUUUGGGAGUUUGUUAAGCUCUCUGCUGCUGCUGGCGUCAUGCUCUGUUUGGAGAACUGGUAUUACAAAAUUCUGAUAUUGAUGACGGGGAAUCUUAACAACGCAGAGAUUGCUGUGGAUGCUUUGUCCGUAUGUAUGACUAUCAAUAGUUGGGAACUGAUGAUUCCUUUUGCAUUCUUUGCUGCAACAGGAGUGAGGGUUGCAAACGAGCUUGGAGCUGGGAACGGAAAAGGAGCCAAGUUUGCUACUACUGUAUCUGUGGUGACAUCGGUUAUUAUAGGACUCUUCUUCUGGAUGUUGAUUAUGAUAUUGCACGACAAAUUCGGCUACAUAUUCUCUAAUAGCAAAGCCGUCCUUGAUGAAGUAAACAACCUUUCUCUUCUAUUAGCCUUCACAAUUCUCCUCAACAGUGUUCAGCCAGUUCUCUCAGGGGUGGCCGUGGGAUCAGGGUGGCAAUCUUAUGUUGCAUACAUAAAUUUGGGUUGCUACUAUAUUAUCGGGGUGCCUCUUGGAUUUUUGAUGGGUUGGGUCUUCAAUCAAGGAGUUAUGGGAAUCUGGGCGGGGAUGAUUUUUGGUGGGACAGCAACUCAGACAUUAGUAUUGAGCCUCAUUACUAUUCGUUGCGACUGGGACAGAGAGGCUGAAAAAGCAAAAUUGCAUUUAUCGAAGUGGGCAGAACCAAAACAAGAACUAAACUAAGGGCUACUCUCUUUGUAGCCUAAGGAAUCCGCAUAUUUGUUUCAGGCUUUCGUCGGUAUUGACUGAAAUAAAGAUAUAUGUCAUUUUUAGAACUCUCCACCAGCAUUUUAUGAAUUCUCUUGAUUCUACACCAAGAAAUCUAAUCAUGUUUUUAAAGCCACGCAUGAAAGAAAAUGCUUGAUUGUGUGGAAAAAAGUACUUUUCUAAUUGGUGGUUUCCUAAUUGGUUAUGUGUUGGUUAGCAAAGUUUUUUAUUUGAGUUUAUAUGCUUGGAGUCUAUAGUUAAUUUGACAGCUUGAAGCAUUCUGAGAUGAUUAGUUAACUUCUGUUGAGCACUCUGUAGGUUGUUGAAUGCAGUAUUGUCUGAUUUUAUUUAUUUAUUUUUAAUUUAUUGUAAUCAUACCGAGUAAAGAGAAAAAAAAUGCUUCACUGGAUUGCAGUCGA